AUGUUUAAGCGUUUUUUUAAAGAUACUACUAAAACUUCUCAGAAAGAGAAUUACUUUGAUCUCUCUUCUGAUGAACUCACAGACUCAGAGUACCGUUUGCUCAGUGAAACUUCAAUUGAUGAAUCUGUUGAAAAAAUCAUUAAAACAUGUUCAGUAAAAACGGCUCAUGAUCAAACUAAGCAAUUAAUGAAACAGACAACCACGAAUGACAAAAAUGAAACAUUGGGAACUCCAAGAAAGAUACUGUCAUCUAUUAAGAAUCACUUGAACCGUAUUUUAACUAAUUCUGUGGAACGAUUGAAUUUACAGAGUCCAAUAUCAUUAGACCAAGGAACAGAAGAGGAAAAUGGUGCUCCUCUAGGAUGUAUGGACCCAACGAACUGGCACUCUAUUGUUCAGCAUCAACAGCUUAUGCAUGCCUUUAGACGAAAAUCAAACUUUGAGUGUGUUACUCCAACCACGAUUGUGUCACUGAAUUCGCUAAGCGAGCAAUCUUGUCGAAGACGAGCUUCAGUGUGUCUCGGUGCAAAUAGCAAUGAUCACGAUCUCACAGUUUAUGCUUCUGAUGUGUCUCUGCAGUGUACAUACGCACGAAGUGAUUUGAGUCUUCCGUUCAAGUGA
Molecule: messenger RNA, 621 nt
Organism: Schizosaccharomyces japonicus yFS275
Lineage: Eukaryota; Fungi; Ascomycota; Schizosaccharomycetes; Schizosaccharomycetales; Schizosaccharomycetaceae
Exons: 1
Coding region: 1-621 (206 amino acids)
Source: RefSeq, a predicted model, not a curated record